Molecule: messenger RNA, 273 nt
Organism: Nezara viridula (southern green stink bug)
Lineage: Eukaryota; Metazoa; Arthropoda; Insecta; Hemiptera; Pentatomidae
Source: the annotation of a GenBank genome assembly
AUGUUCCUGUACGGGACGCCAGGUGCUCUUCUUGCCCUGACAAAAGGAUCCACGCUGGGAAAUCCUCUUCAUUAUCUCCGGACGCCCACGUUCCCAGGACAAUAUCGGAACGGCGGCAUGAUGUCAGGAGCUGCCCCGAAGGUUGCUCCCUCGCAAGCACGACCCGCUGCUACACCUUACCAUAAUAUCCUCCAUUAUGGGCUAUUAGCUGGAUUCUCAGCUCUUGGAGAAGGAUUUAUUCCAACUCCUGUUGUGGAGGAAACUAUCCGAUAA